AUGACGAAAGAACACAAACGCACGGUGCACCUUGACUCCACAAGCGGUAGAAAGACAGGACUGCUGCCUCCACCGGCGUUCUCCAUGAAUAGACACCGAAUCGAGGACCUUGGUUGGUCAUCAGUUAUGCUGCCGAGCCGACAACUAUUGCCUACCAAGCCGGACAAUCUCGUCUGUUCAACUGUGCUGAACUUUGAAGCUGUUGACUCUGGCUUGAGUAAUAUUGAAUUGUCCUUCCAGCUUUUCAUAUUCUGGCGCGGCAUUUACUAG
This is a messenger RNA of Fomitiporia mediterranea MF3/22, 270 nucleotides long. RefSeq lists its product as uncharacterized. NCBI's taxonomy places the organism in Eukaryota, Fungi, Basidiomycota, Agaricomycetes, Hymenochaetales, Hymenochaetaceae. Bases 1 to 270 code for a protein of 89 amino acids. The record is from RefSeq and is a predicted model, not a curated record. The transcript is spliced from 2 exons.